UUAGCGACAGAGCCUCGGAUAUAUAAGGAGCAGACAGAGGGAGUCUCAGUCGCUGUGAGAGCCACAUACCCCUCACCUGCACACAUACAUAACACGCAUACACCUCCACCUCCUGCACCGUCCCCUUCAUUCCUGCGCACAUCCCCUACGGUAGUCUGACCGGAUGAGUUACCCGGUGGACACGUUAGGGAGCCCCUUCCGGAGAGUUAUGGAUACUAGAACGACCAGCUACGGCUACAGCCGCUCCGCCGGCACCCCCUCCAGUGGUUUUCGCUCCCAGUCUUGGUCCCGGGCAAGCCCCGGCUCCACCAUGACCACAUCCUACAAGAGGAGCGUGAAUAUGCCGGUAACCCGAGCUUACAGCUCAACGGUGCUGAGCUCCGCCGACAGCGUUGAUUAUAGUCAAACCUCCAUCCUGAACGGAGACUACAAGCGAUCUAACGAGAAAGAGCAACUUCAAGGGCUCAACGACCGGUUUGCUGUUUACAUUGACAAGGUGCACUACCUGGAGCAGCAGAACAAGCAGAUCGAGGCGGAGAUCCAGGCACUGCGGCAGAAGCAGGUGUCUCGCUCCCAGCUGGGAGACCUCUAUGACCAGGAGCUGCAGGAGCUGCGUUCGGUGCUGGAGCAAAUCCACCAUGACAAGGCGCAAAUUCAGCUCGACACCGACCAUAUCGAGGAGGACAUCCAGCGGCUCAGGGACCGCUUUGAUGAAGAGGCUCGCAUCCGGGAGGAGACAGAGGCCAUCAUCCGUGUCCUGAAGAAAGACAUGGGCGACUCGGAGUUGGUGAAGUCUGAGUUGGAGAAAAAAGUUCAGUCGCUGCAGGAUGAGAUCGCCUUCAUCCGCAACAACCACGAGGAAGAGGUGAGCGACCUCAUCGCCCAGAUUCAGGCGUCUCAGGUGACCGUGGAGAGGAAAGACCUCCAGAAGACAGACAUCACCGAGGCUCUCCGGGAGAUCCGCACUGAGCUGGAGGGUCACUCCAACCAGAACCUGCAGCAGGUGGAGAACUGGUUCAUGUGCCGCUACGCCAAGCUCACCGAGGCUGCGGAGCAGAACAAGGACGCCAUAAAGUCCGCCCGUGAUGAGAUAGCCGACUACCGCCGCCAGCUGCAGACCAAGACGGUGGAGCUGGAGUCCGUCCGCGGGACAAGAGACUCGCUGGAGAGGCAGCUGAAUGACAUCGAGGACCGCCACAACAGCGACCUGGCCAGCCUGCAGGAGACAAUUCACCAGCUGGAUAAUGAGCUCAAGAGCACCAAAUGGGAGAUGGCUCGUCACCUGCGUGAGUACCAGGACCUCCUCAAUGUCAAGAUGGCCUUGGACAUUGAGAUUGCUGCAUACAGGAAACUCCUUGAGGGUGAGGAGACCCACUUCAGCACUUUCCCUUACCGCCAGACGGUCACCACCAAAAUCUCUAAGCCUAAAUCCGAAACUCCCAAGCUUAAGGUGCAGCACAAGUUUGUGGAGGAGAUCAUCGAGGAGACGAGGGUGGAGGAUGACAAGGCUGACAUUGACGAGGCCCUGGCUGAGAUAGCACAGGAGCUGUCUGCCACACUCGGAGAGGGUGGAGAGGAGGAGGAGGGAAAAGAGGGUGAGGAGGCAGAGGGUGAGGGGGAAGAGGGAGAAGGAGAGGAAGGAGGAGACGAGGAGGAAGCUGUAGCCGCCACUGAGGCCAAAGUAAGCUCCAGCACACCCGCUAAGGAGGAGGAGGAAGAGGAGGAGGAGGAGGGAAAGGGCGGAGAUGAGGAAGAAGAGGGCGAGGGAGAAGGUGGCGAGGAGGGAGAGAAGGAGGAAGAGGGUGAGGAAGAGGGUGAGGGCGAGGGAGAAAAGGGGGAUGAUGCAGAGGGAGGUGAUGAAGGAGAAGAGGGAGGAGAAGAGGAGGAGGAAGUUGAGGAGACGGUGCUGUGCUCCAAAGCCCCAGAGUCUAAGGCCUCUCCUGACAAAGAGAAGGCCGGAGACAAAGAGGGCAGCGCAGGAGAGGAGGAAGCAGUGGAGGAAGCUGGUGCUGAGGAGGAGGGAGGCGAUCAGGAAGAAGAUGCAGGCACUGACAAGGCAGCCAAGAGCGAUGAGGUAGAGGAAAAAGAGGAGGAAGACAAAGCCAAAAAGGAAGAUGAGAAGAAGGGAAAAGAUGAGAAAGCAGAUGACAAAUCAGAAAAAGAGGUAGCCAAGACAGAAGCUGCAAAGCCAGAGGCCAAGAAGGAGGAGGCUGCCAAAACAGAGGCAUCAAAACCUGAAUCCCCAAAGCCUGGAUCCCCCAAGUCUGAAUCACCUAAACCUGAGUCUCCUAAGUCUGAAUCUCCCAAACCUGCAUCUCCUAAAUCUGAAUCUCCCAAACCUGCAUCUCCUAAAUCUGAAUCUCCCAAGCCUGCAUCACCUAAGCCUGAGUCUCCCAAGGAAGGCUCACCCAAGGAGGGCUCACCCAAGGAGGGCUCACCAAAAGCUGGAUCCCCCAAACCUGGCUCCCCAAAAGCCGAGUCCCCAAAGUCAGAAUCCCCGAAAUCCAAAUCUCCAAAAGCUGAAUCCCCAAAGACCGAGACCGCCAAGCCUGAAGCUCCUAAGGCUGCUGAAGAGAAAUCAGAGAAGAGUGACGUGACAGAUGACAAGAAGGUAGAAAAGAAGGAUGUUGCCAUGAAUGGCGAUAUAGACAAGAGCAGCCCUGAGGAGAAAGAGAAGAAGGAUGAGGGGAAAGAAACUGACGUGAUCGCUAACGGUGUGGACGAGAGCCCCGUGAAGGAAGAUGGCAGCCAGAAAGUGGUGAUCACCAAGACUGUGGAGACCAUCACCACUGGAGAGGAUGGAUCCAAGCACGUCACCAAGUCUGUUACUGUGACCGAGACAGUGAAGGAGGUGGAGGAGAUGCUGCAGGAGAAGCUGGUCUCCACCAAGAAGACGGAGAAGCACUCCACCCAGUCCAUCAAGCAGGUGACAGAGGGCGACUGAGCAGACUCCAGACCGGCGCGAUCUGUCGGACAAGGAGGUGCAAGGGGGGGGGCCAGAGGAGAGGACACGAAGACAAGCAAUCAAUCCAGAACUAACAUAACAAAGAAAAUCAUACAGCUAGAGCGAUGUAAUAAAGAUAACCACUCUCAAACAUACAAAACAAAAUCAUAGAGAGAAGCCAAAACUUAAAUGCUACAAAUUUCAAAAAUGCAUGUUGAGUGAAAGCUUUAAAUGGGCUUCGCUGCAGACGCGGUCAGGAGCAAGUAACUGAGACAUUUUAUCCUCUUAUUUUCCUGUCUGCAGUUCAUGGGCGUGCUCAUGGGUGGGAGGGAGGGGGGUCUCUGCAUGCUAGCUCAGGGGAGGGGAGUACUUUCCUCUCUUAUCUGUAUGUAUGGUAGAAAUACACUGUAAAAAGAGUAAAUAUGUAAAAGGAAUAAAUGCAAUGUGGGUGGGAGAGUGAGAGAAAUAUCAUUAAAGUUAAAGAAGAUUUUUGAGUUUUAAGUAAAAAGGGUGGGGACAGGCAGGAGGGAGGGUCCUCGAUGUAGACAUCUGCUCUACUGAAGAAGCCUUACUUGACAUGUGAAGAUACCAACUGAGCCAAAAAGAAACUAACAAUAAAUACACAACGUACAGUGAUGAAAGAGACAGGCAGUGAUAUGAUAAACACAAGACCAUAUUACAUUCAGUAACUGAAGCAAACUAAAGCUUAACAAACCUGAAGAAACUCUUAGCCUUAAACAUGCUUUUUAUCAGUGUCUGUUAUGUUUACCUGAGUGCAACUGAAAAAAACACUGUAAAUGCGCAGAUACAUGCAUUCUUGUAUGCAUAGGAUGGACUUGAAUUUAAAUACAGAAAUAAAUGAGGUGCUACUGUUUGCAAUCCCAUGACUUUACUCAUCAUGAACGAUUUCCCAGCAGCAUUUGCUCAAUAAAUGUCAUAAUGAACAAAAAAAG
This is a messenger RNA of Lates calcarifer (barramundi perch), 3897 nucleotides long. It is a transcript of the gene nefma, whose product is annotated as neurofilament medium chain a. The record is from RefSeq and is a predicted model, not a curated record. Lineage: Eukaryota; Metazoa; Chordata; Actinopteri; Centropomidae. Gene Ontology annotation, biological process: neurofilament bundle assembly. The coding region runs from base 164 to 2944 and encodes 926 amino acids. The transcript is spliced from 3 exons. Gene Ontology annotation, molecular function: structural constituent of cytoskeleton. Gene Ontology annotation, cellular component: postsynaptic intermediate filament cytoskeleton; intermediate filament; cytoplasm.